AUGCACUACAACAACAAGAAGAUCCUGACGGCAAGGGUCGAAAAAGUGCAGCUCGUCGACAGAUGGGGUGGCGAGCAGAACAUUGUCGGCACGAUACACGCAACUUCAAGCCACGUCAUCUUCAAGGCCGAGACAGGAACCAGAGAAAUUUGGUUGGCGAAUGGCUUGAUCGGUGCCGUGGAACGGGGUGCACUUUCUGCGGCUGGCUGCCCACUAGUGAUUCGGUGUAAGCAUUUCAUGCAGAUCCACUUGUUGAUCAACCGGGACAAGGCCUGCCAAGAACUCUACGAGACACUUUUGAAAGUCUGCAAACCAACUAACAUCGAGAACGUGUUCGCGUUUGAAAACCGUUGCUUGAGCGAAGACGUACGUGGCUGGAAUCGUUUGGAUUGGACUUCGGAAUUUUCAAGACAGGGCGUCUCCUCCAGCUGGACACAGACCGACAUAAAUAAGGGCUACAAGUCGUGUGAUACAUACCCUGAGAAGCUCUGGGUCCCUACCGCUGCUCGAACACCCGUGCUAGAGGGGGCGAUCAGCUUCAGGAGUCGAGGCCGCCUGCCAGCACUCACUUAUUUUUACAAGAAAAAUGGCGCCGCUUUGUCUAGGUGUGCACAACCGAAUUCCGGCUUUCGGGCCCGCUGCAUGGAGGACGAGACGCUGAUGUCGCUGAUAGGAAAGGCAAACCCACAACACGACAUUGUCUACCUAAUCGACACCCGGCCAAUGGUGAAUGCGAUGGUGAACAAGGUACAGGGCAAAGGCUACGAGGACGAGCGCAACUAUUCCAACAUCAAGCACCAAUUCUUCGACGUCGAGAACAUACACGUGAUGCGGACAUCACAGCAGAAAUUGGUUGAUGCAUGCGGUAAAUGCCGAAACGUCAACGAAUACCUGAAAGCCGUCGAAUCAUCCGGGUGGUUGAAGCACGUGAGAGCGGUCGUUGAAUGCUCAAUGUUUAUCGCGGAAAGCUUGUCGAAAGGUAUUUCCUGCGUUGUACACUGCUCCGAUGGCUGGGACCGGACAUCGCAAACGGUCAGCAUUGCCGAGCUUCUCGUCGACCCAUUCUACCGGACAAUCCACGGAUUUGAGGUCUUGAUCGAGAAGGACUGGCUGGGCUUUGGUCAUAAAUUUGACGACCGGUGCGCCCAUGUCGGUGCCAACAAUGAUGAAGCGCCAAAAGAGGUAUCUCCCGUCUUUUCUCAGUGGCUGGACUGCGUGUGGCAGAUUUGGAAGAUGCGCCCGAGGGCUUUUGAGUUUAACGAGAGGUUUUUGAUUGAGCUUCACGAACACGCCUAUUCCUGUCAGUUUGGCACGUUCCUGGGAAACUGUGAUUGCGAUCGUAAGAGCCUCUCACUUUCGACAAGGACGAAGUCUCUCUGGACAUAUCUCGAUUCCCGGCAGGACGACUUCUUGAACCCGUUUUAUGAUGCGACGCUCUACGACAAUCUGAUCGACAUCGACACGCGUGCCGCCUCGUUUUCAGUAUGGCAGGGGCUGUACAAUCGAUUCGACGACGGCAUCUUGCCGCGCGAGGACAUUCAAAGCUCAACAAUGUCUUCCAUGGAGCACGUCGGCAUCUUGGAGGCGCAUGUGGCGCAGUUGAGAAAUAAGCUGGCCGAGCUGAAGCAGCAACUCGGCAAGGGCGCCGCCAUCGGGAUGGUGGACAGUGGCCAUGGGUCGAGUAGCGGAAAUGAGGGCGCGGAUGGCGCGCAAAGUCCGCUCAGCUACUCCCUGUGCGGCUUUGGCGAGGAGAGCGGCUACUGCGAGGGCCUGCUGCAACCAGUCGCACUCCGAUGGACCUCGGAGCGUGAUGCUUCUGCCUGUGCUUCCCCGAAUUGCGGCUUCGAAUUCAACUCGCGCGGGGAGCGGCGCAUGCAUUGUUAUCGUUGUGGAAAGAUAUUUUGUCGACGCUGCGUCCGUGUCACUAGCGACGAGCAAGAGCGCGUCUGUAUUACCUGCACGUCCGCCCAGAGCGGCAUCCAACAUACA
Mesorhabditis spiculigera is the source of this 1989-nucleotide messenger RNA. The record is from the annotation of a GenBank genome assembly. NCBI's taxonomy places the organism in Eukaryota, Metazoa, Nematoda, Chromadorea, Rhabditida, Rhabditidae.